Camelus dromedarius (Arabian camel) is the source of this 1692-nucleotide messenger RNA. It is a transcript of the gene ANKRD7, whose product is annotated as ankyrin repeat domain 7. Gene Ontology annotation, molecular function: protein binding. The record is from RefSeq and is a predicted model, not a curated record. NCBI's taxonomy places the organism in Eukaryota, Metazoa, Chordata, Mammalia, Artiodactyla, Camelidae.
AAGCUGGAGGCAAGAUCCCUAGAGGAGUUUCAUCUCCACCACGAGGAAGGUAAAUCUCAGUUUGCAAGAGUUUACGCCAUUAGGUCUGUCCUUGAAGGCGAAAGGGUUAUUUGUAAGAAAGUUGGUAGCUUUCUACCCAAAGGCACUCCAUCUAAUAGGAAGACUGAGAGUAUAACAGUUAAUCUAAGAUCUUGACUGGUAGACCCUGCGGCUGGGUCCUAACCACGGCUGCGCGAGGCUCCGGGUGUUGCCAGGUAACCGAGGCAAGCGGCCCAGCCGGGUUCCGACCUUUGGUCAGCUUCCACUACACCGGGGUGAAGAUCUGGCCACAGGAGCCUGCGAGCCGUGGGGGGGCCGGGCCCGCGGGUCAGGUAGGGCAGUUAGGAGGCCCAGGAAUAUCCUUGGUCCAACUGAAGGACUGUCUCCUGUGCCGCCAUGAAGAAGAUUUUCACCUUAUGGGGGAGGAAGGUUGAGCCCCACAGUUCCUGUUCAUACCUGUCUGAAGGCCAGGCCAGUAUUGGGCCCCCUGCCCAGCCAGGCUACAACUUUCGAAAUAAAGAUUUAAAGAAACUUCACAAAGCUGCCUCAGCUGGGGAUUUGGAGAAGCUGAAGCAGUACCUUCAGCUCAAGAAACAUGACGUGAACAUGCUGGACCGAGAACACAGAACACCUUUGCACCUGGCCUGUGCUAAUGGAAACUCAAAUAUUGUCUCACUCUUAAUUGAGAAACAAUGCAAAGAAAGUGUCUGGAAUGGUGCAAACAGAUCUCCAUCGACUAAGGCAGUGCAGCGUGACAAGGAGAGCUGUGCUGCUAUUCUUCUGGAGCACGGUGCAGACCCAAACCUGGUGGAUUUAGAUGGCAAUACUGCUCUUCACUACGCUGCCUGCCAUCCUAGUAUCUCAUUAGUUGAAAAAUUGCUCGAACACAAAGCUAACCUUGAAGCUCAAAAUAAGGAUGGGUAUACUCCACUUUUACUUGCCAUUACUGAAAAUAACGCAGAAAUGGUAGAAUUUCUUCUGAAGACAGGGGCAGAUGUGAAUGCUGCAGAUAAAAAUCAAAGAACAGCCCUUAUGAUUGCUCUCAGCGAUGAACCAUCGAGUUUAGUCAGUCUUCUUCUUCAGCAAGAAGUGGACCUAUCCCGCCAAGAUAUUACGGAUUCACAGCUGAGGAAUAUGCUUCCUUCAAUGGUUUUACCAUGUAAAUAUCAUCAAUUAACUGCUAAUUAUGGAAAGGAGAUAUCUGCAGAUACAACUUUGGACACUACAUUUGAUAUACAAGAACUGAGUGAAGAUGUGUAAUUUCAUGCCUGCAAAUCCUUUGCUGCUGCCUUGGAUUAGAAAAGUCUGUUUUGAAAGAACAGUUAAGUGAACUAUCACAGCAUUUUUGCCGACUAGUCAUUUGAAGAAAAGCUUGUGAAAUGGAGAGCCAUUUUUACCUUAGAAGAUGUGAAGAAAUUUCAAAAGACACAUGUCUCUUACCAUGACUCGUCAGUUGAAAAAAUACAAUUUGUGUUCAAUAUAUGGGCAGAGAAAAACUUUUCAGUCAAAAUAUUAGAUGAGAUAUUAGUAAAAGUAAACUUGCAACAUACUAUGUUGAGCCUGCAUUAGAACAUUCAAAAUAAAGCAAAAAUACUAACAUUUUGGCUAUAAAAUAGAGGAAAAAAAUAAUAAAUAAUCCUGUAUAAAUGGAAA